Porites lobata is the source of this 678-nucleotide messenger RNA. Lineage: Eukaryota; Metazoa; Cnidaria; Anthozoa; Scleractinia; Poritidae. The record is from the annotation of a GenBank genome assembly.
AUGGCAGUGAGAAACUUUACCAAAGAUAUCAACCAGAAGGAAAUAGAAGAACUGCUUUGUUCGUCCCAAAUGAAUAUCACGGGAGAAGUACACAACCAACUAAUCUUUCUCUCAGUUCUUAACACCUUUUUAUCCAGUACUGCAAUUCUCGGUAAUACCUUGAUCCUUGUUGCCCUUCGCAGAGAUUUCUCGAUCGGUUCGCCGUCCAAACUCCUGUAUCGCAGCCUAGCGAUUACUGACCUCUGCGUUGGUGUCAUGGCAGAGCCUGCAGAUAUUGUUUAUUGGAUGUCUGUGGUGAACAGCAAAAAUAAUAUUUGCUCUUAUGCCAACGCAGUAAGCUUUUUCACAGGUUACAUUUUGUGCUCAGUGUCCUUGGCUACUUUGACUUCAAUAAGCGCGGACAGGCUUCUUGCCCUUUUGCUUGGGUUGAGGUACAGACAAAUUGUAACUUUGAAAAGAACAUAUAUAGCGAUUAAUGGAUUCUGGAUUUCAUCUAUUGCCGGCACGGCAGUUUUCUAUUGGUAUCCUGCAGGCGCAUGCAUGGCUUUACAUUUGUUUACCUCUCUGUCUUGUCAUCACAGCGUCUGCUUACACAAAAUUUUCCUCACCUGCGUCGUAACCAAAUUCAAGUACAGAGUCACGUGUCCGGAGCAAUUCCAAACCAGGCGUCUCCACUGA